Aureobasidium uvarum is the source of this 582-nucleotide messenger RNA. Lineage: Eukaryota; Fungi; Ascomycota; Dothideomycetes; Dothideales; Saccotheciaceae. The record is from the annotation of a GenBank genome assembly.
AUGACUGAUCUGGUAGAGUCGAUCAUGAAGCCCAAGACCCUUCCUGCUGGUCAGUGGCCUCUUCGUCGCUCUAUCGUUCCACCCCAAGGCAGCAACUUUGUCUUUGAGCGUACUCUCAAGGAUCCCCAGAACGUCAACCACUGCAUUGACUACCAGUUGUUCACCGGUCUCUUGACUGAUCGUUCCAACCGCGCCAAACUUCUGCUAUUUGCACAAAUGUCAGACGAAGGCUGCUUUGACACCCUUCGCUCAAAGGAGCAGCUCGGCUACGUUGUUCAGUCCAUGCCGUUGAUGCUCACCGCCAUCUCUGGUUGGCGUGUGUUGAUUCAGUCAGAGAGAUCACCUGAAUACCUCGAGAAGCGCAUCGACGUCUUCUUGAACACAUUCGGUGACAAUCUCAAGAAUAAGAUGAAGGAUGAAGAAUUCGAGUCACACAAGACAGCUCUGAUCAACAAGCGAUUGGAGAAGAUGAAGAACCUCAACCAAGAGAGCGGUCGUUUCUGGCAUCACGUUACUAGCGAAGCCUUUGACUUCGAGCUCGGUAAGUUUUGGCUCCUUCCCAGCACUGACUGUACUUACUGA